AUGGCCGCACCAUCGAAUAAGCUGGCCUCGAUCCAGUCAAACACGCCACCCGCGCCGGGUGCGACAGCUGUCAGGCUGGAGAAGAGUCACCCGGGUGUGCGCCGCUCGACCCCAGACUCGGAAGCGCUGGCCUCCUCUGAUGAUGACGGGGACCAUAUCGCUCCCACCCAAACCACCGCCCCUCAGACCAAACCUGUGCGGCGCCCCUCCUGGUUAAAUGAGGUGCCACUGGGCGCUCAGCGAAAGUCAUCUCUCCCUGGAGGCCCGCUUGCUGCAGGUCCGUCCAACCCCGCCAGCCCUUCUGGCGACCAAGCGCCGUGGGCGACAAACCCGAGUCCCGGACUGAGCGGCGGCUCCUUUAACUGGAAUCAAGCGGGCAGCAGUUCAUUCCCCUGGGGGACGGGUAUCUGGAACACUGAAUCCCGCAAGGAACCACCGUCUCGGCUGUCAGAAAUUGUGCCGUCGCCAACUAUGACCAAUCCUCCGCCCUCGAGCGGGAACCUAGCCGACGACAUGUUGAGUCCAGUGACGCGCACUAUCUCCGGUGAAUCGGCAAUCCCAUUCUCGAUUCCGCUUCAUCCGACCCCCAAGACCUAUCGCUCCCAAUCCUAUUCUGUCGGUCAGAUGGAUCCAGAGUUGCUGGGUUUAAUGGCCAGCACGGCAGGGACUGGUGCUCCGUAUGCAGGUGGUCGCUCUCGUGGACCAGGUCAAAUGUCUGCUGUUCAGCCUCGCUCCGCACGACCCAGUGUUCUCGGUGAACUAGGCCAUGACCCAGCGACGCUCGGCCAGCUACGAGAAGACGAAGAUGGCGAUGAUGAUGACAACGGCGCGGACGAUGGCAAUUACUCCGCAAGCCAGGCCCGCACAAUUGAACAGCUUGCGCGCGAGAAUGCCAUGUUACGACAAGCUGCAGCAGGUCAAAUGGACAGCCGAUUCCGGGACCGGGCUUCUUCGUCUGCUUCCGUGGCCGGUGCCGCGCAUGCCUUGCAUCGUAUCCAUGGUAGUGUUCCAGAGGAAUCGGAUCUGGCCGUUGAAGACAUAGGAGAGCUGCGCGAUAUUCAAGGGUAUAGCAAUAUGCGCAGUAACACGCGGAGACGGUUCUCUGAGCAUUCAGCAAAUCUGGAGCCGCAGUUUUCGUCGUUCGCUUCUCCCCUGGACAAUCGUGCGCUGGACAAUGUUCGCAAGGCUCAUUGGCAGACGUCGCUGGGGUUUGGGAGUCUUGUCGAUGUGCCUCAGAGCCGUCGCCACUCGUUUGCUGAUAUCCCGGUCCGGCACACAUCGGCCGGGUCGGUCGAUGCCCAUGCCGCGGGUCCUCGACCGGGCAUGGGAGAUCGCGAGGAGAACUAUGAUUACUCUAACUCGCCCAUGCAGCCACCAUCCUUCUACCCCCGUGAACAAACCUUACGCGGUGAUGGUUCAUCAGGCAUACCGACUUCCCUUAAUCAGUAUGGCCUGUCAGGUGCCUAUGGCCGUCAGCCAGGCUUGUCGCACGCCCACCAGAACCAACUUCUGUACAUCGUAACAUUCAAGUGCCACCGUGCGGAUGUGUUCUACAUCCAAGAAGACACAGGUCUCCAGGUCAAAGCCGGCGAUCUGGUUAUUGUUGAGGCCGAUCGAGGUACAGACUUGGGCACUGUUCAGCAUGCCAACGUCUCUCUUCAGAAAGCGCGGGAGCUCAAACAGCAAUAUGCCGAGGAGCAUUACAAGUGGCUCAUGAUGUUUUCUCGACAGGGCCAGCUCGAAGCGUCGAGCGUGGCAAGUCCCACUGGAGGGAUAUCAGGUCUGGGUCGAAGUGCAACGGGAGGCAUGGGCCCCCAUGGUCCGCACGGUGUGCAGGAGCCUACUACCGACAUCAAGCCCAAGCUUAUCAAACGCCUGGCGCAGAAUCACGAAAUUCUGACUCUGCGAGACAAGGAAGGAAACGAGGCGAAAGCCAAACGGGUCUGCCAGCAGAAGGUUGCCGAGCAUCGACUCAACAUGGAAAUCCUCGAUGCUGAGUUCCAGAUGGACUGGAAGAAACUCACCUUUUACUACUUCGCGGACUCAUACAUCAACUUCAACUCGCUCGUCACUGACCUCUUCAAGAUCUACAAAACCCGCAUCUGGAUGUCAGCCAUCAAUCCAGCCUCCUUCGUCACCCCACCCAGCGCGGGCCUUCAAGGCCCACCGAGCGGGAUCAGCAACCCACUCUACGGCCAAGACGGCCCGCACACCGACCGCCGACACCAGCACGACGGCAGAGCUUAUGCUGGCGCGCGCGCCGACGUGGAUCCAGGCCGCGAGGGAAUCCCCAAUCCUAUGCUGCUGCGCACGAAUUACCCCGAGUCGUACCAGCCAUUCGCGCAGCCUUCCCACCAAGCAGAGGGUCAGUCCGACCCGUUUUCCACCUACUCGCCUACCAGUUUCGGUCCCCUCGACACAGCAGGGUACGCCGACUUCUCUCCCAGUGGCGCUGGCUCAAACGGUGCCUCGCGCAUGCAUCCCGCCCAAGGCGAAUGGGUCAAUCGUUUCCAAGGCCUAUCACUCAAUUCCUGA
This is a messenger RNA of Penicillium lagena, 2535 nucleotides long. RefSeq names its product PSP1 family protein. The coding region runs from base 1 to 2535 and encodes 844 amino acids. The transcript is spliced from 3 exons. Gene Ontology annotation, cellular component: cytoplasm. Lineage: Eukaryota; Fungi; Ascomycota; Eurotiomycetes; Eurotiales; Aspergillaceae. The record is from RefSeq and is a predicted model, not a curated record.